Messenger RNA from Solanum stenotomum, 1527 nucleotides. RefSeq names its product B3 domain-containing transcription factor NGA3-like. Lineage: Eukaryota; Viridiplantae; Streptophyta; Magnoliopsida; Solanales; Solanaceae. Gene Ontology annotation, molecular function: DNA binding; DNA-binding transcription factor activity. The transcript has a single exon. The coding region runs from base 208 to 1155 and encodes 315 amino acids. The record is from RefSeq and is a predicted model, not a curated record.
AAAGUAUAAUUGCCUAACUUGAUAAGAUUCCAGGAAAUAGACGCUACCACAUAUGAUAUGAAAGGCAUCAUCUUCUCUUUAGUUGCUUGUGUUUUUGUGUGAGACCUCUUUCAAAAUCUUAACCCUAGAAUUAUUAAUUUGUCUAUUUUUUUUUUUCGUUUGAAAACAUCAAUUCAUUCAUCUCUAGAUCUAUUUGUACCUUCGAUCAUGAAUUUCUUUGGUAGUGUUGUACGAGAAGAAGCAUCUUCUUCGUCUUAUCACAACCAACAACUUAAAAGGCCUAGCAGUACUACGGAGCUUAUGUUGAUGGAUUCAUCUACUUCUGAUGCAAUGAUUGAAAGAGAACAUAUGUUUGAUAAAGUAGUUACUCCUAGUGAUGUUGGUAAGCUCAAUCGUUUAGUCAUACCCAAACAACACGCGGAGAAGUAUUUCCCUCUUGAUUCCUCUAGUAAUGAUAAGGGGGGACUUCUAUUGAAUUUUGAAGAUAGUAAUGGGAAGCCAUGGAGGUUUAGGUAUUCGUAUUGGAAUAGUAGUCAGAGCUAUGUAAUGACUAAAGGAUGGAGCCGUUUUGUGAAGGAGAAGAAACUUGAUGCUGGUGAUAUUGUUUCAUUUCAGCGUGGUGCUGGUGAAUUGUCCAAGCAUCGUCUUUUCAUUAACUGGCGUCGCCGUCCUCAUGAAAACAUAAACAAUCAAUUUAUGAUGCCGCACCAGUUUUCUGAUGGACGGCUCUUUCAUUUACAGUCAUAUUACCCAACAACAUUUUCGAGUAAUUUGUUGCUAGAAGGAGGCAGCAAUAUCGGUCAGCCUCCUAAUUCUUAUAAUCCACAUAGUUACAUGUAUGGAAUUGGUAAUCUUUCUUACAAUAUGAGUAAUAGCGCUGUGAUAAAUGCAAACCCUUUGAAUAAUGAGAUAAGAUGGGGAGGUUGUAGUAAUACUAGUAACUAUGUGGAGCCAAGGGUGUUUGAUUCGGUCCCAGUGGUUCAAGGUAAAGUGGCAGCAAAGCGAUUCAGGCUGUUUGGAGUAAAUAUGGACUGUCCCAUGGAUCACCCAGACACCUCCUCUAUCCCAACAACGACUUAUUCUCAUUUGAACAACAACUCAAUACCCUCUGAAGAAUCAUCUAAAAAAGGCAAGUCCUUCGAUUUGGAUAUUUGAUCUUCCAUUACUAUAUUUCUACCAGAAUCAAUGUGCAUAUACUAAUGUUUCACCCCUCACCCAACGCGGAAGGGGUGAAAUUACAAGGAAGGAAGAAAAAAAAACAUUAAAAGUAUACAUACAGAGAUCAAUCGAAGGGGUUCUCGGUUAAUGUCAAAUUAUGCAAUGGAGGACGAAAAUAGCACAUUCAAUGUAAUUUAUUUCGACACAGAUGUUCAUGGGAAGUCUUUGAGAUAGAAAGAGUACUAAUUUUCAGGUUCAAUUUGUGUAUAUUUAAUACUAUACUCUACCUAAUACUAUUGCUAUAUCCUCUCAAUGUUGUUUUUAUUUUUAUUUUUAAUUUCUCAAGAGCAAGACAUGAUUUGACCAUCA